CAGGGAGGCUCAGGCCGCGCAGGAGCCCACGGAAGCGGGGAGAGGCUCAGGCAUGGCGGGCUGCAGGUCCCGAGCCCUACUCCACAGGGAGGCAGCUAAGGCCCGGCGAGAAAUCGAGCCCAGCGCCAGGUGGGCCGGCACUGCUGGGGGACCUGGCGCACCCUCCGCGCUGCUGGCCCGGGUGCUAAGCCAUUCACUGCCGGGGCCUGCGGGGCCGGCCGGCCGCUCCGAGUGCGGGCCCGCCAAGCCCACGCCCACCCGGAACUCUGGCUGGCCCGCAAGCGCCGCGCUUACCCCCGGUUCCUGCCCGUCCCUCUCCCUCCACACAUCCCUGCAGGCUGAGGGAGCCGGCUCCGGCCUCGGCCAUCCCAGGAAGGGGCUCCCACAGUGCAGCGGCGGGCUGAAGGGCUUCUCAAGCGCGACCAGAGUGGGCGCCGAGGCCGAGGAGGCGCCAAGAGCGAGCCCGCUGUCACCUCUCAGGAUGAGCAUGAGGCCCUCACCAGACUCCACCAGAAGUGGCCACCCAAUAUUGAACUUCCCAGCCUUCAGAAUUAUAAUACUCAUUCUCCAGGCAGCAGACAAAAGACUUGGAGACAUACACAGCUGAAGGAAAUGAAAAGGCGACAAGGCUAAGAGAACAAAGAUGAGCAUUGCCACGGUCCGGAGGAUGGUGGUGGAGGAAGCCUUCUCUACGCUGGUGCCUCUAUUGGAACUUUCAGGAAAUGAACAUGUGUGUUUUGUGUUUUUCCCUUUACACCUCAAGAAACUUGGAACAAUGAUUUUCUUUUAUGGAGAAGCUUACAUUUAAGCAGAUUAAAAAUUAGCCCCAAGAAUAGAAAUACAGAAUCAAAGUCCACAAAUUUAAUUAUUGUUUCCCCUGGUUAGCUGAUCUUCAAUUCUGAUAUCUUCCUCUCUCUGGUGUAGGGGAGUAAGGGUUAUACCCAUUUUGAAAUUCUUUGUUGUAUUACGACUACUAAUACACAGGGAAAGUUUCUAUGCAUUCAUUUAUUCAUCAAUAGAUAUUUGUUAGGACUCACUGUUUAUGGAACUGCCCAAGAUAUUGUGGGAGAUACAAGGGAGAAGACAACAUCAACCCUGUUCUCAGAGUGUUUAAAGUCUACCAGGACUUCAAACGUGUCCCUUGCACACGUAAGCAUAAUAAAAGUUAAAAGGAGGUAUGCUAUAAAAUGGAUCAAAAUCAAAGGCUUUCAGAAGAGGAAAGGCAUUCCUUCUAGCUUUGGUCAGAUUUGGUCCACAAUCAAAUCAAAUUCUUAUUAAGUUCACAUUCUCUUACUGACAAACUAAACUGCUGCAGAAAAUAAUCCUCCCCCAUGGGAGAUCUUACAGACAUACCCUAAUUGCCCUAGCUAAGUUUAGAAUGUAGCUCUGAAAAGAAUGACAAAAGAUAUUGAAGAGGCAAGCAAGAAAUUUUGAAAUAUCUGGUCUAUAAGGGUAAAAGACUGUAUGAUACCAAAGCCUCAGGGUACCCAGCUGGGGUCAAUCUAUAUUAAUUGCUAACACCUAGAGGUAAUUAGCAGUAAUUACCCAAAGGAGUGAUGGGAUGGCCAGACGGACUUAAAGGCAGCAAUUCCAGGAGCUCCUACCAUGUUGGGAACCUAACAGCUUCUAGGUAACAAGAAAUAAAUUAGGUUUCCCCAGCAAUUUAUGUAGAUAGUUUUAAGAUUGUAUUACAAAGGACCCUGUGGGGCAAGCUUUUACAAAUAUAUUACUAAAACUCGUAGCCCUUCCUACCCAGAGGUGAAGUUUAUUUUCUCACCCUUUGAGUCUGAGCUGAUCUUACCACUUGCUUUAACGGAUGAAUAUGGGGAAAGAGAAAUUGUGCAACUUUUGCUAGUAAGUCUUACAAGACCUGCAGCUUCCAGCUUCACCUUCUAGGAACAUUGCCCUGAGAUCAUCUUGUGAGGCAGCUGGUCUAGCCUCCUGGAGGAGAAGCAGUUUUGUGGAGAAGAUUCCAGGCAUCCCUGCCAACAGUACCAACUCCAGAUAUAUGAGGAAGAGUAGUUUACAACUGACACUGUUUGGAAUUGCUGGCACAUGGUGAUAAUCAAAGGUAGGCUGACUUCUUGUCAUUUAAAUUGUUGCUUUAAAAUUUACAGAUGAUGCACCCUAUUUUUGCCUGUGCCUUAUGUGGACUGCUCCUGCUGACCCAUGCUGGAUAUGCCUCUGCUCUUGUUACCAGAGGAAGUUAUCCGCAUGGGUCUGCAGCAACUUCAAUUCUUGCCUCCUCAGAAAAAAGAAUUUGACUGAGGGCCAUAAGGCAGAAGGAGAGACCGGGGCAAGUUUUGGAGCAGGAGUGAAAGUUUAUUAAAAAGCUUUAGAGCAGUAAUGAAAGGAAGAAAAUUACACUUGGAAGAGGGCCGAGUGGGUGACGUGAGAGGCCAAGUGCAAGGCUUGGCCUCUUGACUUGGAGUUUUAUAUGUUGGCAUGCUUCCGGAGUCUUGCGUUACUUCUCCCCACUCCUGAGAUCUUAUUGGGAAGCUGCUGAUUACCAGUCUCAGGUGUUUUCUAUUAGAGACUGCCUUUCCCUGGCACCAGCUGUGACAAAUUGUUACUUUAGAGAGACAGUUAGCAACUGCCUCAUGGUCGCCCAAUGCUCCUGGUGUGUGUGUCGGGGAGCCCUCUCCUGCCCUGCUCAUAUCUAACUAGCUACCUACUGUACCACUUUUAGCAUUUCACAUCCCAUCUGACUGCGACUAGGUGAGACCAGCAGGAACUGCUCAGUUGACUCAAAGAAUCACCAGAAAUAAUAAAUGGUUAUUUCAUGCCACCAAGUUUCAGGAUAAUUAUGUAGCCAUAGAUAAGUGGCGCAGGAAAUGAUCACUUAGAGUAAUUGAGCUAGAUUUUUCUUCCCGAAGCUGUGACAAUUAUAAGAGCUCUAAAUAUGUACUGGGUGGAAGGUAAAGAUUUGGGGACUAUUGUUGAUGGUACGGGUUAUUAAUGGAGGUGAAGUCAUUUUAAAUAAGGUGGGAGAGGUGAUGCAAGAAGGAAAUGGGGAGAGAAAAAUGUUUCUGUGAAGAUUGGAGAUUUAAAAUGAUCACGAAUAGAUUGGUGAGGGGGAGUGUUUUAAAUAAAACAGUGUUUUAAUUCCUGAAGCUAAAUCAUUUGUUGCAUCUUGAGUAUGAAACCAGACCUUUGGGAGUGGGAUCUAAAUGUCCCUGAAACAAUGAGGUAUGCUUCUAUGUGUACCAGCAAAGACAUAAAGUUCUGUCCCAAAAACCAGGAUGAAGGACACAUUGUGGGGGUUGUGUUUUCAUGGUACAGAGCUUUAACAUACUUAGUUGGUAGGUAAUUUCUGAAACAGUAGCAAGGAUACAAUGGUAAAAAAUUGGCAAAACUCCAUCCCACUAAUUACUAAUAACUUUAAAUUUAUGUGGUAAAUUACAUAACCAUAGAUAAAUGCCAUUUCCAUAUCCGGUUCCUGAAAUGACUACAAAUAUGAAACUGAGUCACAGAAAACUGGAGUGUUAUUUUAAACAUUUCAAUCAGUUCAGAUUUUGCUUUUUAUGACUUUGAUUGAUUUUCAUGCUAUCUCAAACAUUUUUCUUAAAGAAUGAAUUUUUUUGGACCAUGAUUUGGCAAAGAUGAUGUGCGUACUAUGAAAAUUGGAGACUGUGGUUGUCAGAAGAGGUGAUGUUCUGUUCAGUAAAAUUAUACUGAAACUUGUAGGGAGGAGAAAUAAAUUCCUGGAAUAAUGAAGAGCUGUAUGUUCGAACUAUUAUGGAAUACAACAGAUGUCUGUAGGUAGAAGAACAAUGACAGUGAAGUGCAAGUGAUUAGGAAGAUAGGGUUGAAAAUUAUGACCUCGGUUGGCCAAUGACAAACAAAUUGAAAAUUUAAUUUGGAGCAAACUUUCUUGUAAUAUUGAGACUUAAUUGGUAGAAAUUUAGGAAUGUAAUAUAACAGUGGGAAGUAUAUCUGUCUUAUUCAACAUGUUACACUCCAUAACAACAUGGAAUAUAAGGGCAUAGUAAGAAAUCUAUUUUUAAUACAUUAAAGGUGUGAUAAAUGGUGGACAGAUUUCUGGAAGGAUAUAAAGCGGGAGGAAUAGACCUGGCAUUAUUGUGGAAUGGAUUACAGCAUGCCUGGUCAGAUGCAGAAUAUGAAUGAAGUUUUCAUGAUGCAGAUUACAAAACUAGUAAACAGGCAAGACACGGAUACAAAAAGGUGGCAGAUUUUUUAUUUUUUUUAACUUUUGGACAUUACUAGAAGUCUCCUAUUAAAAACAGAGGUCUUGGUAUGUGGUUAAUUUUCCUGGCUGACAAUGAAUUAUAAGAAAACAUUUAUAAGAAAAAAUUUUGAGAAACUGCUGGUCUGGAUUUAUUUA
Pan troglodytes (chimpanzee) is the source of this 4345-nucleotide messenger RNA. RefSeq names its product collagen alpha-1(III) chain-like. The coding region runs from base 53 to 607 and encodes 184 amino acids. Lineage: Eukaryota; Metazoa; Chordata; Mammalia; Primates; Hominidae. The record is from RefSeq and is a predicted model, not a curated record. The transcript has 4 exons.